CGUACACCUCCUUCACAUUUGUCGUCCUUCAUCCUAUCAUAUCUUUAACCGAUUACCACCAUUAUCGGUGUCUUUCAGCAUUCCGCUUUGAACUUUAACUCUCUCGCCUUGGACUCGAUCAGUAUCUCCGUCGCCUUGCGAGACAUGUGUCUCCGAGUCCCGAUUUCGAACUCCCGAUUUUGAUUGCGUCCUCAGCGGUACCAUGAGCACGUCUACUCCUGAUGCCAAUGUGCGCACGCCAACCGGCUCAAAUGGAGCCCCGCCCAUGCGGAUACGCCGCCCGAAAGCAGCUGAUCCCUUGGUACGGCCGAAGAAGAGAGUUACCAAACCGCCUGGCCCGACGUCAGCAAGGAGCGGGUUGGCAAUGAAAUCGCUUCCUCCUCGACCUGCUGCGAUCAACCACUCAUCGGGGAGUCAACUCGAGAAAGGAAGACAAACUCCGUCAGGCGAUCUCUACACAAACGGGUUUAGUGGCCCCUUGUUAUCGGAAUCUUAUGUAGAUUACCCUUUAGUGACCACGAAGCGAGCGUUACGAGAGGGCUUGAAACACCACAUAGCGAAGUUUGCCUCUAAAAAAACGAUUGAUCCCCGCGAUGAGUCUCAGUUCACAAGACCUGUAAGGCUACAGCGCCGAGAUCCGAGGGCAAGGUUCCAGGCGACGAAUGAUGAGAAAGCCCAAGGACUCCAGCAGACGCCUGAUGAUUCUAGCAACCAAGUGGAUGAAGCUGAAAGAGAUGAUCUGGAGGUUCGCAAAGCGGCCCGUGAAAAGGAACGCGCAGACAAUCUGGCACAGAUAGCUCCUUCAGCUGGGUCAGCCCCUAAAAAGUCAAAUGCGCCGAAACAAAAGACGCAGCAAGUUUCCAAAACAGAUUUUACGCCGGAGGAGAUCGCUAGGACGCGAAUUAAAUACGAAGAAGCUCUUCCGUGGCAUCUGGAAGACUUUGAUAAUAAGAACGUUUGGGUGGGAAAUUACGAGGCUGCUUUGUCCGAAACCCAUGCAGUUUUUAUUCUUGAAAAUACGGGGAAAAUGAGGAUGAUACCAAUUGAAAAAUGGUACAGGUUCAAUGCGAAGAACCAGUUCAAAGCACUAACCAUCGAGGAAGCGGAAAAGUUCAUGGCCAAGAAGGUGAAAGAUCCGCGAUGGUUUAUGGAAAAACAGCAGGAGGUGGCACAACGCAAGGAACUGGAACAAUUUGCAAAGCAGCGUAAAGUAUAUGCAGGUAAACAGGGCGCGGCGUCCGGCGUCGAGGGACUGGAGGGAGAUGAAAUGGACUUUGAGGAAGAUCGGUUUGCCGACGACGAAGAGCACGAUGACCUUUUCAACGAGGAUGAAGAUGCCAAGGCAGCGGAAAAACGGAUUAAACAAGAUCAGCUGAAGGCCAACGUGUUCGAUCUUAAAGAUGAGAAAGAGUAUGAGGAAGAGGAGGUUAGGGAGAAGAAAGAGAAAGAAGCUCGCCGCGUUCUCGGCAAAGGGGUGCGAAAAGCGCUCCAAAAGAGAGAAAAGAAUUAUGAUUACAGCAGUGGCUCUGAUGUUAAUCCAUACACCGACGAGGAGAGCUCCGAAGACAGUGAAACCGAAAAGUUGAAGGAAGAGGAACGCAAAGCAGAAGAAGAAAAGAACAAGAAGGAACCAGCUGCUUCUUCGAAGGGCAACAGUACACCGUCAAGCCGGCAUAAACAUACCGAUUCUUUCAAGAAAAGUGCAGCUGCCGCAUCUCGAAAGCGGUUUGGUUCUCCAAAUAUGUCAGAUGCGAGUGGGACAGAUACUUCCCGCAAGAAGGGGAAGGGCAAGCCUGCGACUUCCCAACAACCAAUCUCUCGCCCCAUGUCCCCUACAGUGUCUUCGCCAGGAGCGGUUGGUAAGAAACGCGUUCGGAAUGUACCUACAGGUGGCGCUGGCUCAGGCAGUGAAGCCGAUGCUGGCGCAGGAUCGGGCGGGGAAAUGAGUGAGAGUGGAAAGACGAAGAAGAUCAAACUCAAUCCCCCAUCGACCACACCUCGAACUGCCACUCCACAAGGAUCGAGAGCCGGUAGCCCUGCACCUUUGGCCGGUAGAAGUUUUUCAGGCAGCCGUGCCAGCAGCCCAGAGUCAAAUAGAGGCCCAGCUCGUCUUUCAACGCCAGGGCCAUCAGGCCAAGCAUUCCCAACGCCCGCAGAGAUUCAUGCCGCAAUCCCUCAGUCUGGUAUCAUGAGCAGUGACCUACUGAAGAUCUUCCGCCCUCGCAUCGGCGACUCCAAGGAAAACCAUCGGAGGUUCAUUGCGAUCGUCAAGGACGUUGGCGUGUAUGGGAAAGAAGACAGGCUCCUACGACCAGGGUCGUUGAAGGAAGGUUGAGGCCGCUAGGGUUGUCGCCAAUUCAGGAGUUGCCUUGAUCGGGCCGUGGGUCUCAAAUCUUAGUUGUGUCUAGUAUAACAAAUGGCCAUACAUAAUCACGUUACAUAACAUCACCGCGCAGUUGCAAUAUUUGC
Messenger RNA from Aspergillus candidus, 2469 nucleotides. Its product is annotated as transcription factor IIF subunit TFG1. Bases 203 to 2335 code for a protein of 710 amino acids. Gene Ontology annotation, cellular component: transcription factor TFIIF complex; nucleus. Gene Ontology annotation, biological process: positive regulation of transcription elongation by RNA polymerase II; transcription initiation at RNA polymerase II promoter. The record is from RefSeq and is a predicted model, not a curated record. Gene Ontology annotation, molecular function: RNA polymerase II general transcription initiation factor activity; TFIIF-class transcription factor complex binding; DNA binding. The transcript has 4 exons. NCBI's taxonomy places the organism in Eukaryota, Fungi, Ascomycota, Eurotiomycetes, Eurotiales, Aspergillaceae.